CUCCUUCUUGGCAGCAUGCCUCACGCAGGGCCAAGCAGCCAGACGAUGACACCCGCUGCCUCGUGAGCUCUCGGCGCCAUAUCGCGUAAGCUGCGAGCCGGGGCGCUGCGCCGACAGCUGUGCGCAGCAUCAUACGGUAGCGCUCCCUGAGCCCUUCCAGGCAACGAGAUGCAGCAGCCGCAAGCGCCGCAUGGCUUGGGCAGCUGUCUGGUGCCGGCCAAGAAGCCGCCACCGACAUGGUUGCGCAAGCUGGGGCCCAAGAUGGCGGGCCUUCCUGACGCGCCGGCGUUCAAGUCCGCCGACGCCCGCCACGCCGCGUCGCUGCUGGCGGCUCUGGCGCUGGUCUGAGGCAACGUCAGCAAGCUGAGGGAGCUCCUCGGCCUGGGAGGCUUGAUCGCGGAGGGAGUAAGAUGGGGAAGUGGAGGGGGGAGGGACGGGAGCACUGUGCAUGCGUUGGCGCGAGGGCACACCGGCUGGGGCGGGUGGGGGGUGGCAAGCAAGCGGAUUACGGAGGCAUGCUGCGGCAGGAGUGCGCGCAGCAAGAGGCUGCCUUCAGAGAUGCUGGGCAAAGUGUGUGACACGCGUAUGUGACACGCGC
Molecule: messenger RNA, 598 nt
Organism: Chlamydomonas reinhardtii
Lineage: Eukaryota; Viridiplantae; Chlorophyta; Chlorophyceae; Chlamydomonadales; Chlamydomonadaceae
Exons: 2
Coding region: 169-348 (59 amino acids)
Source: RefSeq, a predicted model, not a curated record